Pedinophyceae sp. YPF-701 is the source of this 675-nucleotide messenger RNA. Lineage: Eukaryota; Viridiplantae; Chlorophyta; Pedinophyceae. The record is from the annotation of a GenBank genome assembly.
AUGAUUGAGUCGGUCAUGCAGAAGCGCCGUGAGGCGCGCCAGAAGGCGUACGACGAGAUGUGGAACGACGGAAAGGGGUCGCACCACCCCGACUACGACCCCUACGUCUUCGGGAAGGACGCCGUGAAGGCCUCGCGCGCCACCGAGGAGCUGUACAACCACAUCGCGCGGGGCGAGGUCAAGGGCGUGUACGAGAAGCUCGCGGAGGGCGCGGACCCGAACUUCGUGUUCGGCGCGGCGUACAGCUGCCCCGCCGGGUACACCCCGCUGAUGGCGGCGGCGCACCGCGGCCACGUCGAGAUCGCACGCGCGCUCCUGCGGGCCGGGGCCGACCCGAAUUUCCAGAACGGCGCGGGCGACCUCGCGCUGUUCUGGGCCAUCGACGGCGGGCCAGAGAUGAUUCAGCUGUUCGUGGACUACGGGUGCGAGCUGGACAAGGAGACGCCCAAGGGGUGGACUGCGCUGUCGUACGCGAUCGCGAAGGGCAAGUACGGCGCCACGGAGGAGCGCGGGAUCUACCCCGAGGACGUGCUGCAGUACUACGGCGCGUGCAAGGUGGGCGAGGGCGGGCCGCCCGCGCUCGGGUCGCGCUCCCCGCGCGAGUCGUUCAACCGGGAGAAGGACAACUUCAUGGUCGAGCGCGGGAGCUACCAGAAGGUCACGGCCCACCCGUAG